Molecule: messenger RNA, 907 nt
Organism: Gossypium raimondii (Peruvian cotton)
Lineage: Eukaryota; Viridiplantae; Streptophyta; Magnoliopsida; Malvales; Malvaceae
Exons: 5
Coding region: 187-825 (212 amino acids)
Source: RefSeq, a predicted model, not a curated record
UUGAAGAAACCAGUGGCAUAUAUUCUCCUAAACUUCUUGUGGAUCAGAAGACUCUCUUCUACUGAUCAGUUCUCUUCUUCUAUUGUAUGCUCAGCAAUGGUUUCCGCCUCUACCCCCAAUUAAGCUUAAUAUCACCCAGAAAUGUUUAAUAACAGAAAGUAGCAGAAUAAAAAUUCAAGUACGAAAAUGGCUAUGCUGGGAGCAAGUCCAAUUAGGUUCUCAAGCUUUCCACCGUCUUCUUCAUAUCUCACUUCCACCUUCAAACCCACCUCCUCUUCCACACUAUCAUUAGUUGUGGUGGGGAAAUCAAUUAUCUAUCGUCGAUGUGUCGCCUGCUCCGCUGUUCAGGAAUCUUCUACUCCUACAGCCACUGCUGAAACCAAGGGAACCACUCCACCAUCAGCCGGCGUUGCUGGUGGUGAGGAGGAAGUGAAGGCAGCUCCAAAAGCAGCUGCAGCAAAGCCUAAACCUGCUGCAAAGGCUCCUGCCAAAUCUUUGCCGGAGUUGAUGUCGGAGGAUGUCAUCCCUUCAUUGAAAACAAUACUUGAAGCUCAAGAUGAUAUAUCUGAAAUUGAACUCACUUUCCAAGACAACAAGUUGGAAGGUUCAUUCCUGAAGGAGGGCUGUCCCUACUCUUUCUGGGCCUUCUUCCCUGAUGGAGGCCUAACAGGUCCCAAAGGUUUUUCAUUGUCUUCAUAUGGCUCAGGAGCAAGCACUGUGGAGCCUUUCCUCGUUGAUGAGAAGAAAAUUACUGCAAGGCAUGUAGUUUUCUGGGUCGAAAAGCGUUUGGCCGCCCAAGGAAUUAUUCCUGUCUGGAAAGAAUGAUUUAUAGCAUAACAAGAAAUGCUGCCAUGUAAUUAUUCAUGUCUGAAUAUAAUGCUCUCAUACAAAAUUUUCCAAUUCAUAA